Molecule: messenger RNA, 429 nt
Organism: Helianthus annuus (common sunflower)
Lineage: Eukaryota; Viridiplantae; Streptophyta; Magnoliopsida; Asterales; Asteraceae
Exons: 3
Coding region: 1-429 (142 amino acids)
Source: RefSeq, a predicted model, not a curated record
AUGAAGAAAAGUGUUGACAAGAUGGUGGAAGAGCUGAAAGAAACAGCAAGUAAAGAUGAUGGUGAAGGUGAACAGAAGAAUGAAGAAGUGAAAGAAAUAGAAGAUGAAGAGAAUUUGAAAAAGAAAGAAGAAGUUGAUGAUGAUAAACAGGAGAAAGUUGAUGAGAAACUGGUUGCUGAAGCUGUCACUGAGGAACAGCUGGUGAAGGAAACAAAUCAGAAGCAGAGGGCAGAAAAAGCCGAGGUGCCAACUGUUGAGUGCAAGAAAUGCAUGGAAACGGGCAGUGCUUAUACUGAAAAAGAUGAAAAAUUCAGAACAAGAGAUACAGAACUUACGAAAAUUGAAAUACUUUUCAAAGAUAAAUGUAAAGAAAUGUUUGAAAAUGAAAAGGUUUUGAAAGAUAACGAUGAAAAGUUGACACAAAAAUGA